AGCAGCAGCAGCAGCAGCAGCAGCAGAAAAUGCCGCAAAUACCGCCCGACGGCCUGCUAAUAUAUGGCAGCGGCCUCGUCUUUGGUGGCAAUGUUUAUCCGGUUUGGAUGGUGGAUGGUGUGCCCAUGCAGGCGGCCGCCGGUGCUCAACAGGCUGGCCAACAAGGCCAAUCCAUGGCCCAGAAACCAGUCAAAGCUCCUGGCCAACAACUGCAGAAACAGCAGCAGACUGGACCGAGCAGCAUGUCCCCCCCCCGCAGCAUUCAGAAUCCUCCAGACCAAAAACACGAGCGCGACUACAGUACCAGCCGCCACGGAACUCCGAGCCCGGUGGUUUUCCACUGCAAUGCCCUGCACCAGCCAAUCCACCCAACAUUCCUGCAUGCAACAGCAGGGGGCCACAACAGCAGCAUCAACUCCAAUCAGCCAUGGGCGUGCAUUACGACUACGGAUACACGACCCAGGGCAGCGAUAUAGAGGGCUGGAGCGGGUAUGUCAUGAUGUCGCCAGCGGAUGCAAAUAAACCGUACUCAUUUGGCUGGAGCGCCACGGACUGGGG
Molecule: messenger RNA, 558 nt
Organism: Drosophila guanche
Lineage: Eukaryota; Metazoa; Arthropoda; Insecta; Diptera; Drosophilidae
Exons: 2
Coding region: 30-476 (148 amino acids)
Source: RefSeq, a predicted model, not a curated record